UGGACGAAAUUACCCAAUCAGAGAACACCACGAACGGUAUGGAGUCGGUAUGAUAUCAGUGGAAAAUUAGUUUUCUUAGUUUAUUGUAAAAUUCUAACAUAAACCUGUGUGAUCUAGUCUUUCCUUAUAAAAUUUAGUUAUGGAAUAUUUCCAGGCAUCAAAUUGGAAAAUUUAUUCGACAUGGAUGUUUCUUAUUUCAUUCGAUGUCGUGCUGCAAGGUAGUGACGGGUCUCUUUCAAAAGCAGAAAUUGAAAAUCACCUUGAAUUAGGAAGAGAUCUUUUAGCUAAGGGUAGAUUACAAGAUGCCUUGUCACAUUAUCAUGCAGCUGUGGAAGGAGAUCCAAACAACUACUUAACAUAUUUCAAGCGAGGAACUAUCUAUUUAGCAUUAGGAAAAGCCAGACUAGCAAUAUCGGAUCUGAACAGAGUUCUGGAACUGAAACCUGACUUCACAGCUGCAAGGUUACAAAGAGCCAAUACAUUAUUGAAGCAAGGUCAGCUCAAUGAAGCAAAGCAGGAAUUCGAAAAUGUUUUGAAACUUCAAGAUAAUGAAGAAGCUCACAAUGGGUUUAGGAUGGCCGAUCAAUUGCAAAAUGAUUAUGAUAAUGCUCAAUUUUUAAUGAAAGGAGGAAGUUUCGGGGACGCCAUUGAAGUAUUGAAUCCAAUAAUUGAGUCAUGUCCAUGGUCGUCGCAGCUUCGAGAGUUGCGCUCACACUGCCAUCUGUCGUCGGGAAACACGAUGGCCGCCAUUUGGGACCUCAAGUCCACCACCAAACUCCAACCCGACAACACUGCCGGAUAUUAUAAACUUUCCAUGCUGCACUAUCAGCUGGGAGAGUAUCAGGACUCGUUGAGAGAAGUCCGAGAGUGCCUUAAACUAGACCCAGAACACAGCGACUGUUUUCCACAUUAUAAGAAAGUGAAGAAAAUUGAAAAAUUCCUCACCGACUGCCAGACUGCCUUAGAAAACAAGGAAUAUUCUGAUUGUGUCGAUUCAGCAAAUAAGGUGUUGAAGAACGAGCCGGACGUGGCAAUGAUCAGAUACGCGGCGUUGGUCCAGCUUUGCCAGUGCCACCUGCACAACAACGAGGCCGGCAAAAGUGUGAAGGCCUGUGGCGAGGCCCUCGCCAUCAACAAGGAGCCGGCCGUUCUCUGCGACCGCGCCGAAGCCUACAUCAAGAACGACAUGUACGACGAAGCAAUAAAAGACUACCACGAUGCCUUAGAUAUCAAUGACUCAUUCAAGAGGGCGAAGGAGGGAAUUGUGAGGGCGCAGAAGCUGCGAAAACAAACUGAAAAGAGAGACUACUAUAAAAUUUUGGGCGUGAAAAAGACUGCCACCAAAAAGGAAAUCGUCAAAGCUUACAGAAAAGCAGCUCAAACGUGGCACCCGGACAAUUUCCAGGAGGGCGAUGAAAAGAAAAAAGCCGAAAAAAUGUUUAUUGACAUUGCCGCUGCCAAAGAGGUCUUAACAGACGAAGAAAAGAGGAAAAAAUUCGACAUGGGCGACGAUCCACUAGAUCCGGAAUCUCCAGAAAUGCACGGCGAUUUCAAUCCGUUCCAGCAGUUCCAUCAGUUCCACGGCAGUCCCUUCCAGUUCAAGUUCCAAUUUAACUGAUAACUCUACAACUGUUCAGCGCAUCAUGUCGAAAAUUGCGAGAAAAACUUCAGUCCACCGAACAGGCUGUAAGGCAUGUGUGAUCUUCUAAAGUGAUAAAGCUUCGUCCCCAAGUGAUAAGGCUUCGAAAUUGAACGUGAAUUAUUGUUUGAUAGUGAAAUUUAACGUGAAUUAUCGUUUUGGGGCUCAUCGUGAAAUUGAACGUAAAUUAUUAUUUGUGGUUGAUCUAUAUCACCAUGCUACGGUGAUAUAGGGCCGUACUUAUAUAUAUAUUUGAAUAGCGAAACACAAAUGAUUCUAGUAGUCAGAAUCGUUGAACUGACUAAUAAAUUAUACUUUCCUAUAGUGAGGUCUACGUUAUAAUGACAGUAUUUGAUCAACUUUGGUUUUGCUAUCCUUGUCUAUCAUUCGACAAAGCCGGUGGUACUAUCCUUUUCCAGGUCCACAACGAUGCCAAGUAUGUUUUUGACAGUGUAGAAAUAUAAUUAAGUAAUGCAGAGAAUCGACAUCGCUAUUCUUCUAUCUUUAUCCACUGCCAUUAUAACGUGGACCUCACUCUACCAAAUUAUAUUGAUAGGAAACUAAAUCGUGCUUGGCAGAAAUAGUUUUUAGGAAUCGUUUAUAAAUACGGCCUUUAGUCUUCUUCUAUGCAGCGUGAAACGACCUGGUGAAAUUUUUGAGGGGAAUUGAUGUGUUGAUGUGAUGUAUUGUUGAAUAGUUUCGUCCAAAACUUGGGGGGUUAAAGUGAAAUUUUGACUUAGUUCUUUCCAGAAAAUUGAUUAUUAAAAUUUGUAUGAUGUGAAAUUUACAUACAAAAGCAUCUGAAAGUUUACUGGAGAUUGAGUUGUUUAGGGUCUGGUAGUUUUUUUUAAUGCAAUGCUAUUUCCUUGAUCUUACGCUCAAUCGUGCUUGGCCUAGAAAUUCCUAAGAAAGUAUCGUUUAUAACUCCAACCCUAAGAUUAGAGCACCAAUAUGCACUUAUGAAUCAAUAUCAUCUAAUAUAGUGAAGGCCCAAGCGUUAGUGACCCAUGAGGUUCUGUAACCUAAGCUUUAAGACGGGUAGUAACGUUUUGUUCAUUCUGUAUUUAUCACUUACCAAAUUAUAUUUCUAUUCAUAAGAUAAAAAUGUAAAAUUAUUUAAUUAAUGCAAAAUAUUCCCGGGAAAAUUUAUCGGUAUUUUCUACUUAAAAAAUUGAACUGAAUAUGAAAAUGGAGAUGUUUAGGCUAGACCGUAGGCUAUUAUCUCAAAAAUUGAGAUAAGCUACGUGCAAUCGGUUCCCCCGUUGGAACGGUGUCUGCUUGAUGUCAGCUCCGCUAAUAGACAUUCAUGAGCCGCAACUUCACUUCCCUGUGGUUCGGAAGCUACCUAAAACUGUAGGUAUCCCUCCAUCAUCCCUCCCCCUUUCAUUACCCACGCACAAGUCUACGACUCAUUUGGCCAUCAUCAGCUAAUGGUAAUUACUUUGAAUUAUUUUAGAUCAAGGAAGUAGCAUUGGAUCGUGAAGCGGUUCAAAUUCAUAAUUUUUCUUCAUUUUCGCUAAAACAAUUACUAUUGACAUGAUUUAUUUGAAAAUAUUAUCAGACUGGACAUUGGAUACGAGCAUUUAUAAACCGAAAAAGUGCUGUGUCAUAUUUAUUUUUCUGCAAAGACAAGAUCUCAGAUUUUUUGACUUUAUUUCUUCUGUGGUGUUAUUAGACGUUUUCCUUUAAAAAUAACUAUUGUUUGUUGAAUUUAUUUGAAGUAUUUUCGAGUGACAAACAUUAAUACGGACUUCCCAAGUUACUAAUAGCAGUAGUAUAUUGGUUACAAUAAAUUAGUAUACUGUAACGUAUACUUGAAGAACUGUGUGUGCUAAGUAAUCAAAAUGUUGGACAUGUGUUGAGGACAAUAUUCACAUAUGAUCUUUUACAGUGUUGCCAUUUAAUAUGAGGAAAUUAUUAAGAAAGUGUUGGACUUGACAAAUUACCAUCAAUUUGUAAUAUUUGAGGCUAAUGACAUAGAUUAAACAAUCUAUGUUUAUCUAUAUAAUUUAGAUUGUUCAUUCUAUGUUAAUGAUUAUGUGAGCCAACUUCCAUGUAAAUAGAGUACAUAGAAAAUAAAUUUUAUUUUUUAUUCAAAUUUACAAAAGACAGUGUUUUGGCCAUUGAUUAUUCUUACUAUAAUACUUCAUAAUAGUACACUUCUAAAAGUUUCCCUAAUUAUUUAUUUUAAGUAUUUUCAGAUAUGGUUUCUAUAGUUUAUUUCUAAAAGUAUACUUUCAAAGUACAUUUUUUUAUUUUGUAUCAGUUUGGGAAUAUUUUUGAAAAGAUAGUAUAUCCAGGGCACAAUGGUUCUUGGGGUUUAAAUGGGCUUGUUCAAUGGAAACCGUUUUUGGGUUGCCUUUUUUUGUUGGAAAUUUAAUUUUGAAAUUAUUAUUUGUUUUCAAUGUUAAGCUAUGAAGUAUCUUCAUUAUCUUUUAGUUUUUAAGUUUUAAAAACUAAAAAAUAGGAAAAAAGAUUACUUCUUUAACAUGUGUUACAUACGUUGACCCGGUUGCACUAAAGCCGGUUAAAUUUUAACCGUGAUUAAUUUUACGGUAACCAAUCAGAGAAUUCCUUUUUGAUAAGACGGCUUAUCUGAUUGGUUCUCGUGGAAUUAAUCACGAUUAAAAUUUAACCGGCUAUUAUGCGAUCGGCUUCUAGACUCUCACUAUAGUCUUUCAGUUAGGCAUUAAUAUUAAAUCUCAAUAGAGUUUACAAUACUUUAUAAAAUUUGUAGCAAUCAGUUGUUAGUGCAUUCCACACCUAGAACAUUACAUUGCUUAGUCCAAUAAUAAUUAUAUGUUGGGUACUUUCUAAAAUAUCCCCAGGAAAACAAAUAAUCGCUAUCUAUUCAUUUAGAAAUCUGAAGAUUAUUCAAUUGGCACCAACAUUUUUCAAAGUACCUAUGAAAAAUGUAACUAAUAUAAUAAAUUAAUUACAAUCAACCAGUUUGGGGAAAAAGUGGAAGAUUAUUGUACAGUAACGAGGUGUUGUGCAAAAGUAAUCAUGUUCUAAAUAAAAAAAGGUUCUAAAACAUAUAAACAUAUUUAUCUUGUUGUACACAUUCAUAGUUCUUUCUAAAAACUUUCGUCCAUGUUAAUCUAGAUAAAAAUUUAGUUUCAGAUGUGGACUGUGUACUGAAUUUACUUUGAAAUGUGUAGCCUACUGUUCAUAUAUUAUAAAACAACCUUUUUGAAAAAUAUAUUGUUCAAUAGAAUCCACAUAUAUUGUGCAUAAAUUAUACAGUAAGUUGUUUCAAAAUGACCUUUCUCUUAUAGUCACAAAACUCAACAUUAUCUAUCUUAUUCGUUGAAGUAACAUAUUUUGUGAAUAUGGAUUCUGUCGCAUAGCACCUCAAAUGUAUUGUAAAAUGUAAAUACCAAAAACAUCGUAAAAUAUAUAAGACUCAUGUAUCUUGCAAUAAUUUAUGCUGAUCAUUCUACAAAUACUUGUAUUAUAUUUUAUAUACAAAUGUUGGGAAUCCGUUAUAGUUAGUGUAAAUACUACAGGAUAAAAUAUAGUGUAACGUUUGUUAAUAUACUAUUAAGAUGAAAGAUUGUAUUAGAAUAUUGGCACAUUUACUGUAAAUAAAAUCGACAGUACUGUGGGCAUUUUUUUCCUAGAUGCCUUUUCAAUCAAGUCACAAAAAUUUGAAUUAAAACAAGCUUGGAUUUUA
Messenger RNA from Nilaparvata lugens (brown planthopper), 5315 nucleotides. RefSeq names its product dnaJ homolog subfamily C member 3 (gene P58IPK). Bases 140 to 1618 code for a protein of 492 amino acids. The record is from RefSeq and is a predicted model, not a curated record. NCBI's taxonomy places the organism in Eukaryota, Metazoa, Arthropoda, Insecta, Hemiptera, Delphacidae. Gene Ontology annotation, biological process: protein folding in endoplasmic reticulum. Gene Ontology annotation, cellular component: endoplasmic reticulum. The transcript has 11 exons. Gene Ontology annotation, molecular function: misfolded protein binding; protein-folding chaperone binding.